Cydia splendana is the source of this 884-nucleotide messenger RNA. RefSeq names its product vacuolar protein sorting-associated protein 16 homolog. Gene Ontology annotation, cellular component: lysosomal membrane; endosome; HOPS complex. NCBI's taxonomy places the organism in Eukaryota, Metazoa, Arthropoda, Insecta, Lepidoptera, Tortricidae. The record is from RefSeq and is a predicted model, not a curated record. Gene Ontology annotation, biological process: intracellular protein transport; vacuole fusion, non-autophagic; endosomal transport. Bases 32 to 403 code for a protein of 123 amino acids. The transcript is spliced from 4 exons. Gene Ontology annotation, molecular function: actin binding.
AAUAUUUUACAGGCGUUUAGAAAUUUACAACAUGAACUGGUCCAUGGAUGAGGGCCUAGACAACAUGAUCAUCAGUGGAGCCCUGUACGGAGUGCCUAUUGCUGUGGUGCGGGACCGGAAGCAGUUUGGCAGGAUUGCAACCACUGCCAAACCUGUCAUAACAAUUUACAACUGUGUAGGGAAUGUUAUAUCAAAGAUUUUGUGGAACAGCGGAGUCCUGGUCCACAUGGGCUGGUCGGACGGGGAGCAGCUGCUGUGUGUGCAGGAGAGCGGAGAUGUGCUCGUUUAUGACAUGUUUGGCGCCUACCAGAAGACAUUCAAUAUGGGGCAAGAAAUUAGGGACACUAAGGUCAGCAAAGCACAGCUGUUCCCAAAUAGGACUGGCUCUAACACCAACCGCUGAGCAACAUCUCCGAGCCCAAAGUCAGGCCCGUACCAGAUCUGCCACAUGACGACACAGAGACUGUAAGGAACGUUUGUCUUAUGCUUCUGGCAUAUGUCAGAAACGUAUCGCCGGCUCGAAAACGGAAAGGCGCAGUGGCUCUGAAGUUUUCUCGCGCGGAAAUAUGCGACGGAUUUUUCAAACAAGUGUCAUCAGAAGCACAUGUCAUUAGCUACAUAAUCGAGAAGAGAGAACAAUACAUGAAAUAGAAGUGGACUAUGCAGCCAUUUGUUAUUUUACUAUUUUUUGUUACUAUUCGUACACUCAGUAUUUUUUUGUAUUUGUCUAUUAUUCUUUUGGAACAUAUGUACACCCUUAAAACAUGUCUUAAAUCAGAAAUAAUAGUAACACAAUUUACAAUUACAGAAGUAACAAGUGAAUGUCAUUAUUGUUUUAGUCACUAGAGUCCUAGAUCAGUCAACAGAGUGAUCACUACCUGUGA